Molecule: messenger RNA, 5713 nt
Organism: Phalaenopsis equestris
Lineage: Eukaryota; Viridiplantae; Streptophyta; Magnoliopsida; Asparagales; Orchidaceae
Product: increased DNA methylation 1-like
Exons: 9
Coding region: 823-4959 (1378 amino acids)
Molecular function (GO): acyltransferase activity, transferring groups other than amino-acyl groups
Source: RefSeq, a predicted model, not a curated record
CCUUCUCAUCUGAUCAACCCCCUCGGUAACGCUUCGUUAAUUCACAGGCAGAGCUCAGUGAAUUACAACACCUCUCAUGUGAUCCCAUGGUAGAGGCGAGUCGUUUGGUCACGCUUGAAGCGUAUUUAGCCCACGGAAGAUGGAGAACGGAGCUACUCGCAAAAGGCGGCGUUCUUGUCUCUCUCACUGUCUCUCUCUCUCCUUCUCUCCUGCUAUCCACCUAAACCUGAUUCUUUUUCUUUGAGGGGAUGAGUUCCCAUUUAUCCUCUCCUUCCCGUUCCAUUUUUUGCUUGUUUUCUGGCAUUUAGUCCGUUUUUGGUUUCUAUUUCGAUUUGCUUCCACUUGUCAUCUUGGUUUGAUCAUCUUGGGGUUUGGGGUUCCUGGAUGCAGGCAGUCGGAAUUGUUACUGAAUGUGAGUGUAAGGUUGAUGAUCUGACCCUUUUUUCUUUGAUUUUUUAGAUUUUAGUUCUGGAGUCCGUUGUGAUUGCUGCGGUCACUUUUGAUGCUUCUCUUUUGGGAAUUUUGAUGUACAUUUUAUCAUUAUGGCGGCUUAACGGGUUUGAUUGAAACCCAUUGGCGGGAGUUUUAGGGUUUUUCUUCUCAGUGGAAAGAUUGGGGUUCGCUGACUUCAAUUACAAUAAGUAUGCGCCGCUUUGCUCUGUUUCAUUCAACUGGUCUCCCCUCCUCUGAUCAAAGCAAUCGCCUUCUUUAACUCCUUGAUUUGCUCUUUAUGCGUCCAAUCUUUGCUAUAAACCUGACACUGCUUUCAUCUCCGUAGCUGAAAUGCAGUGAUAACGAACUUUGCUUAGUGUCUGCUGGAAAAUGGCGAUUGAUGGUCAGACAGUUGGCAAGGGGUUGAAGGAGGAGGCGGUGAUGAUAAUACUAUUCGGUGAAGAGAUUGAGAGUUUGUCCUACAAUUGGUUUGAUGGUUCAAAGGAAGAAUGCCAGAUAUUUUCCGAUAUUUUUUAUGGAGUAUCUCCUCAGGAUGAAAGUAAUAGUUGUGCUGUUUCGCGGGCUUCAAAUUUUCAUAGAGCUUCAAAUUCUCAUAGAGUUGGUGUUUGGGGCUGCAACAGAGAGGCUCGCAUUAAUUUUAACCUGGAAAAUUCAAACAUUACAAGCUGCUCUUCCAUGAACGAUGCAUCAGGUGAAGCACUAGAGCUUGCAAAAAUAGUCAAUUCUAAGGACACAGUUAGAUCAGAUUAUAUGCUUAAGAGCUUUGGAUCUGCUAAACUGAAUUCAAGGGAGAGCAGAUUGCUGCUCCCUGGUGUUUUGGAUAAAGAGAAUUUACAACGUUACGGCAACUAUCAUUACGAGAAUAGUGAAUUGGUAAAGCCAGUUUCCCAUGAUUAUCGGCCAUUCUCAUUCUGCAUUGUUGAAUCUUUUGCCCAUGGCAUCUUAUCGAGCUAUUAUUCUGUUAAACAGCUGUGCAGUAUGGAUGUUGCUUCCGAUAAUGUUAAUUGUGCAAUUUUGAAUCACAAAAGUUCAAUUCAAGAAAUUGGAGACAACAAGGUUAAGUUGGAUUCUGAUUUUGUGACUUCUCCAGUUUCUCAAGAGAGCAUUGCUUCUGGUCUUGUAAAGAGAAGAUCCACCGUUGAUGUUAAAGAAUACAGUGGAGUUGCUUCAUACAUGGACGAACCUGCACUUGAAACCUUAAAGAGACACCCGUCAGCAGGGUUUUCCAAGAGAGUUACGACUAGGGAAAUGGCAGAUCGACUCGAGUCAUAUGCACACGGCCUUCUUGCGGAUACAGGAUGGAUAAUUGAAACCCGUGUACGUAGGGAGAGAAGUAGAUUGGCUUUCCUUUUCAGGAAACCUGAUGAAGGGCUUGCUCGUUUUUCACUUUCUAGUGCUUGGAAGAAAUGUGGUGAGAGGCUUCUCUACACUGCUUCAGAAUCAGAAAAGGAUGAUCGGGUAAGAGAAUGGUCUGAUAUUAAUGAGUUUUGGAGUGAUUUGAAGGACAUACUUGCGUACAUUGAUAUGAACAUCUUGCAGCAAGAGAACAAACUGUCCUUUAUAAGACGAUGGCAGCUUCUUGAUCCUUUCCUCACAGUUGUGUUCAUUGAUAGAAAAUUAAGUAUUUUGCGAAUGGGGAAAUUGCUGCGAGCUGUAAAUAGUGCAACUCUUAUUCCCGGGUGUAGCAAAGAUAUGUGUGAUGUAAAUAUGAACGAAAGCAGGAAAAGGAAAUCAAAAUGUUUGUCCAGUAAAUGCAAGUUGGCUGAAAACCAUCUACUUGCUUUAAAUCCUACAGAAACUCCAUACAAUUUUGGUUGUGAUAGUCCUGUCAGUUCUGAUUUAGAAAGUGAGAAUCCAUGUGGCUCUGCCUGUAAAUUACUUGCUGAGAAUGCAUUACAGCAAGAAACAACAAGCUUGCUACAUAAGUCAUCCCUUGAUCAACUAGAAAGUCAAUCAUUUAAUGAGACGAAUGGAUUCUCAAUGAAAGAGAAGCUUGUUCAUGGGUUAGCCCUGACUAAUGCUACUGAAAUAUCCUUAGGUUUAAAAAGUGCAGAUGCUUUCUCUGCUAAAGAAACGUCUCCUGUAAAGUUGCAGAACUAUUUGCUUAAAAAAGCACACAAGAAAUCUAAGAAAAUAUCUAAAAUCAAAGAAGCUGAAGUUCCUGGAAGGAAGAGCAGACCGAUAUCAAAAAGAAAACACAGAGAGAAUGUCGUGCACAGCUUGGAUGACAGUAAUAGUAAUCUUCCAGAUCUUCCAUGCAAUGAAGCUUCUGAUAUGUUGACUUCAGAAUGCUUGGAGCCGUCACUGUUUCUGAAAAGGCGAACCGGUAAUGUGCUAAGCACCUCUGAGGACGAAAGUUCACAUACAUCUAAAAUUCAAGAUUAUAUAAAGAUAGAUAAGAGGACUCUGAAAUUGGAAAACAAAACAGCUAGAAGAUUGACCAAAGACAUGAACGAAAUACCAUUCAUUCCUGCAAAGGAAAAAACUGCAAUUACUUCCUCUAGCUUAAGUGAAGGUCAGGAUGGUAUGCUGCUUCACAAGCUAAUGAAAAAUGGAUAUAAUGAUACUGUUUCAUGUUUUGAUAACCAUUCUACUGUGAUAUCAUUAUAUAAGUCUCCUACCAAGUCCAGGAAGAUUAAGCACCAGUGUUCUAAUUCAAAGGAAGCAUUUGUCACAACAUGUGAUGUAAACAUUCGUAAAACAUCCUGGGUUAAGGACAGUGGAGAGAAAGUUUUUUCACCCAUUGAAGGUCUGUGUCGGGGUUCUGAUAAGAGCCAUAAAGUUUGGAAGGCUAUUAAGUCAGAGGAUCGGAAGGGAGGUGGGAAAAAGAGAUCACAUUUCUUCCAUUUCAAUGAUGAUGAUCUUUUGAUUUCAGCUAUAUUAAAGAAGAAAGAUGUUGGUGUCUCUUGUAAGAAGUUUCCUUCAGAGCCAGAAUUUCCUCAACUGGAACCAUUGAGAAAGAUGAAGAGUCAAAAGCGGGGUUGCAGGUUACUUCCGAGGAAUCUUGGAAGUGAUGGAAAGCUUUCCACGGACGGAAAACAAUUCUUUGUGGGAACAAGAACAAUAUUAGGCUGGUUGAUUGACAUGGCUGUUGUAUCUCUCAAAGAUGUUAUUGAAUUUCGAGAGGGAAAUAAUCAUGAGGUGAUCAAAGAUGGCUGGCUUACAAGGGAUGGAAUUAUCUGCAAUUGCUGCUCUCAAUUUUUUUCUGUUUCAGGGUUUAAGGCUCAUGCAGGUUUGAGGCAACAGAGACCUUCUUUGAAUCUUUACCUGAAAUCUGGUAGGCCAUACACAGUCUGUCAGCUUCAGGCAUGGUCUGCGGAAUACAAAUUGAGGAAAGGGCGCUUGAAAGUUAUGAAUGUUGUGGAGGUGGAUCAAAAUGAUGAUACCUGUGGUAUAUGUGCUGACGGUGGUGAGCUGAUAUGCUGUGAUAAUUGCCCAUCUACAUACCAUCAAUCAUGCUUGUCUGUACAGGAACUUCCAGAAGGGAGCUGGUAUUGUGCUAAUUGUACUUGUAAAAUCUGCAACAACCUGGCUUGCAAGAAAGGGGAUUCAGGUUUCUUGGCUGUGUUUGUAUGCUCGCAAUGUGGACAUAAAUAUCAUGGAACAUGCAUCAUUGACAAAGUUGCUCAUUGCGGGUAUGUUGGAUCUAAUACCUGGUUUUGUGGAGAUAAAUGUAAGAAGGUUUUUUGGGGCUUGCGAUCUAGCGUUGGGAUGCCAAACCUUCUUGAGGAUGGAUUUUCAUGGACUAUUUUGCGAUGCAAUCAUGAUGAUCAAAAUGUUUAUUCCCCAUUAAAAAUUGCAUUAAUGGCAGAAUGUCACUCGAAGUUGGCAAUAGCGUUGAGUUUAAUGGAAGAAUGCUUUCUUCCCAUGGUGGAUCCUAGAACUGGCAUUGACAUUGUACCAAAUGUCUUAUACAAUUUGGGGUCAAGCUUUCCUCGCCUAAAUUGUGAAGGAUUUUACUCUAUUAUCUUAGAGAAGGGUGAUGUACUUAUUUCUGUGGCAUCAAUAAGGGUGCAUGGAGUAAAAGUAGCAGAAAUGCCUCUUAUUUCAACAUGCGGUCUUCAACGUCGUAAAGGAAUGUGCAGGCGUCUUAUGAAUGCAAUUGAAACGAUGUUAAGGACAUUCCAGGUUGAGAUGAUUGUUCUCUCAGCAAUUCCCAGCUUAGUUGAAACUUGGAUGGCUGGAUUUGGUUUCAGUGUUAUUGAAGCUGAAGAGAAAAAACUGCUCGAUGAUGUCAACUUGAUGCUACUCCCUGGGACAGUACUUCUGAAGAAGAAACUAUGUGAUUCAUUUCUAGAAGGAGGAGUAAAUGAUCAUAUUUUUUCAACACAAAAUGAAUCACAGAUUUUGGUGGGCUUUGACCGAAAGAAAAAUGUUGAACCAUCGCAAUGGUCUUCCGAAAAUGGUGGAUUGGAAUUUGAUGUAGAGUCGGUGUUCUCAAGUUCCGGAAAGCUUGAACAGCAGGGUCACUGUCUGCUGAACAGACAAGGAUCCGAGGUUUGCUGAUUAUGUCCUUGCUGCUUAAGGAAAUAUUGAUUGACUCGUACAGUUGGCUUCUGUGUUGAAACUUCAUUUCACUGAUUGGUAUCUGGUAUCAAAUAAAUGGAACCCAGGAACAGUGAAGGCUUAAGAUCUUCCAUGCCUACUUAUUUGGAGUCUUUCUAUGAUCCCGCUUACUUACUGAGCCUUGGAUGUUUCUAUAAGAUUUCUUAUGCUACACUUUUGGUGUUACGCUAAUAUUAUCUCUCUUCAAUCUACGGAAAAGUUACUGUUUGGAGUUGAAGCUCUGAGGUAGUUUGAUGUUUGUUUUAAUCCAAAUACAAGUCACAAAGAGUUGAGUGAUGUUUUGUGAGGCUUGUUGGAGGUGAAAGGAUGAAGACCUAAGUUUUUACUUGAAUAUGACAUGAAAACCUUGAUGCGAGCGAGUAUCAAGUUUGAGUGUGCUCCGCGAUGCUAGAUGCUACUUUCAAGUAUCAAAAAGAACACAGCACAAACAAAAAAAAAAAAAAAAAAAACCUUCAGAAGGUAUAUUUGCAAAAGUCUUAUGCUAUGAUGGGCGAGGUGCAUUUCUAUUCCGGCAUUAAAAUACAGUUGUGAUUAUUCACAGCAAUCAAUAAGCAAACAGCCAUCUGGGGUGAUCUGCAUUUCCUCCUCCAUAAGAAUUUACGAACUAAUUGUUAAACUAUGAAUCCUUUCAAAUAGUUGUUUUAGACCAAAUAUUUCUUUUUUGCUUAACAAAUACUCACAUAGUAUGUUAAUC